UACAGGUGUCCGCGCUGGCCAUGGAGCGCACGCUGCACCGCGUCUCCCUGGGCAGCCGGCGCGCCCACCCGGGCCUGUCCUUCUACCUCACCACCUUCGGUCAGCUGAAACUGUCCAUCGAGGCCCAGGACCGGGUGCUACUGCUUCACAUCAUGGAAGGCAAAGGCCUGACGAGCAAAGCACCUGGCGUCUGCGACUCCUACGUGAAGAUUUCUCUGAUCCCCGAGGACCCCCAGCUCCGCUGCCAGAAGACGCAGACGGUGACCGACUGCAGGAACCCAGCCUUCCAUGAGCACUUCUUCUUCCCCGUGAAGGAGGAAGACGAACAGAAGCGCCUGCUGGUUGCUGUGUACAAUGGGGCAGGUGAAUCCAGACAGACUGGACUCAUCGGCUGCAUGAGCUUCGGGGUGAAGUCGCUCCUCACCCCAGACAAGGAGAUCAAUGGCUGGUACUACCUCCUCGGCCCGCACCUGGGUCGGACCAAGCACCUGAAGGUGGCCCGGCGGCGACUACAGCCCCCCGGAGGAGGUGCCCCGCUGCGAAUGCCUGGAGGCGAGGACGUGGAGGAUGGGGAGAGAGUCCAGAUUGCCAUCCCGAGAGGCAAGGACGGCUUCGGCUUCACCAUCUGCUGUGACUCACCCGUCCGGGUCCAGGCCGUGGAUUCUGGAGGCCCAGCCGAGCGGGCAGGGCUGCAGCAGCUGGACACGGUGCUGCAGCUGAACGAGCGGCAUGUGGAACACUGGAAGUGUGUGGAGCUGGCGCACGAGAUUCGGAGCUGCCCUGGGGAGAUCAUCCUGCUGGUGUGGCGCAUGGUGCCCCAGGUCAAGCCGGGGCCGGACGGCGGCGUCCUGCGGCGGGCCUCCUGCAAGUCCUCGCACGACCUGCAGUCCCCCCCCAACAAACGCGAGAAGAACUGUGCCCACGGGCCCCCGGCCCGGCCCGAGCAGCGCCACAGCUGCCACCUGGUGUGCGACAGCUCGGACGGGCUGCUGCUGGGCGGCUGGGAGCGCUACACCGAGGUGGCCAAGCGUGGCGGCCAGCACACCCUGCCCGCACUGUCCCGGGCCACGGCCCCUGCCGACCCCAACUACAUCAUCCUGGCCCCUCUGAACCCGGGGAGCCAGCUGCUGAGGCCCGUGUACCAGGAGGACACCAUUCCCGAAGAGUCGGGGAGCCCCGGCAAAGGCAAGUCCUCCGCGGGCCUGGGCAAGAAGUCGCGGCUGAUGAAGACGGUGCAGACCAUGAAGGGCCACAGCAACUACCAGAACUGCCCGGCCCUGAGGCCGCACGCGCCGCACUCCAGCUGCGGCACCUACGUCACCCUGGCCCCCAAGGUGCUGGUGUUCCCCAUCUUCGUCCAGCCCUUGGAUCUCUGCAACCCGGCGCGGACGCUGCUGCUGUCGGAGGAGCUGCUGCUGUAUGAGGGGAGGAACAAGGCUGCUGAGGUGACCCUGUUUGCCUACUCGGACCUGCUGCUCUUCACCAAGGAAGACGAGCCGGGUCUCUGCAACGUGCUGAGGAACCCCCUGUACCUGCAGAGCGUGAAGCUGCAGGAAGGCUCCUCCGAGGACCUGAAGUUCUGCGUGCUGUACCUGGCGGAGAAGGCGGAGUGCUUAUUCACGUUGGAGGCGCACUCACGGGAGCAGAAGAAGAGGGUGUGCUGGUGCCUGGCAGAGAACAUCGCCAAGCAGCAACAGCUGGCCGCGCCCCUGCACAGCAAGAAACUCCACCCUUACGGCUCUCUCCAGCAGGAGAUGGGGCUGUCCACCUCCGCCAAUGCCACCCUGGAGAGAAGCUUUACCUCAUCAGGACAGACUCUGAUUGGCUGAGCAAGCCCAAGGGCGGGACUCUGCUUCUGGCAACUUAACCCUUUUGGGGCAUCCCCUACCACACAGUCACCUCACCUCAACUGGACCCCCCCACGGAGGACCAAGAUGGUGGGCCUGAGGGGCCCCCCGAAGGGCGAGGCCCCCACCUGGAGUUGCGAGAAGACUGGCUCUGGACGGAGCCCCUCCAGGGGUCCGAGGGGCCCGAGGGCAAGAGCGGCUGGUGUCCCGAGGGUCCCACAUGGACAAGUCUCAGAAGCUCACGCCCCGGGAGGAAGGAGGCAGAAGCACCCCUGGCUCUCGCGUGGCAGCCCCGGGGCCCAAGCGGCGGGCAGAGGUGGGCCCAGCGCAGAACUGCGCCAGGAACCCUCACCACCAGAGACGUCUCCCAUUCACUCAUCACCCCCCCCCAUACUCGGUCCUUCAUUCUCUCACCCCUGCCAGGGAUGUUCCUCACGCCUGCCAUGG
Messenger RNA from Sorex araneus (European shrew), 2294 nucleotides. RefSeq names its product regulator of G protein signaling 3. The record is from RefSeq and is a predicted model, not a curated record. Gene Ontology annotation, molecular function: protein binding. Gene Ontology annotation, cellular component: plasma membrane; nucleus. NCBI's taxonomy places the organism in Eukaryota, Metazoa, Chordata, Mammalia, Eulipotyphla, Soricidae. Gene Ontology annotation, biological process: signal transduction.